CGAAAAUAGUACUGUAGUAAUAUGGCUUUACUUCCAUCAACAUUUAUAGACGUUUUACCAAAUCCACUGUGAAACCUUGAAGGGAAUCCGAGAGCACCAAUAUUUAAUCACGUUACCAUGGCAACGUGUCAGUGAUUGGCCACCUCAGCGCAAGUAUAAGAAAAAACGUCACCAAAUCUGAAUACGGAUGCUCGAGGCUCCCGCGAACUGAAACACAGUGAUGUAAAAAGUGUCGGUGUGAGGUGAGUGGACACAAGCAGGUGGACAGAAAUCUCAAACCGUACACACAGUAGAAAAUAAGAGCAAAGGUGGAAUUUAUUCACGUUAAAACAGUCCUGGAAAAGCUUUAGAAAACCUCUGCAACGAAAAGAUUUAUCCAGACUGGCGUUUUUUUUAGCAAACUGGAUUUCUGGAUUCCGACAGGUAUAAUGCAUAACAAUCACGUCCGGAGUGUUUACCUCUAGGCGUGGUGGAAACUCAUCCUCAAGACGGAGCAUUUGUUCUGCUGUUGCCCCCCUCUCCAAGAAGCCAAGACGUUGCUCCGCACAGAAUCGCGUGGCCCCAAUCCGAGGCGCGGUGCCCGUUCGGGAAGGUCGGCUCUCGGUCCCCUCCAGGGCGGAAUGAUGGUGCACUGCGCGGGGUGCGAGAGGCCCAUUCUGGAUCGGUUCCUCUUAAAUGUUCUCGACCGUGCAUGGCACGCGAAGUGUGUCCAAUGCUGCGAGUGUAACUGCAACCUGACUGAAAAAUGCUUCUCCAGGGACGGAAAGCUCUAUUGCAAAAUUGACUUUUUCAGGCGAUUUGGUACGAAAUGUGCGGGCUGCUUACAGGGCAUUUCGCCCAACGACCUCGUGCGAAGAGCGCGCAGCAAGGUGUUUCACUUAAAGUGCUUCACGUGCAUGGUGUGCAACAAACAGCUGUCCACGGGCGAGGAGCUCUACGUCAUCGACGAAAACAAAUUUGUGUGCAAAGAGGACUACCUGAACGCAAGCGCUAUCAAAGAGGUCAAUUUAAACUCAGUGUCGUCAUGUACGGACCGAAGUUUAUCGCCUGAUCUCCCGGACCCGAUACAGGACGACACGAAGGAGACGGACAAUUCCACAUCCUCAGAUAAGGACAAUAACAACAACGAAAAUGAGGAGCAAAACUCGUCCACGAAACGAAGGGGACCGCGCACAACCAUCAAAGCCAAACAGCUGGAGACGUUGAAAGCCGCGUUCGUGGCCACCCCGAAGCCAACGCGACACAUCCGCGAACAGCUCGCGCAGGAGACAGGCCUCAAUAUGCGAGUUAUACAGGUGUGGUUUCAAAACCGACGGUCCAAAGAACGCAGAAUGAAGCAGCUCAGCGCUCUCGGAGCCCGGCGGCACGCCUUCUUCAGGGGACCACGCAGAAUGAGGCCACUAGGAGGAAGACUAGAGGACCCUGACAUCCUAGGCCCUGGAGGAUAUAGUUACUAUGGAGCAGAAUACCAGGGUGAUUACUACGGUCCAGUGGUCAACUAUGAUUUCUUCCCACAUGGACCCCCGUCCUCACAAGCACAGUCUCCAGCCGAGUCCCCUUACCUCUUAAGCACAGGUUCUGGAGCCCUGGAUGGCGGUCCGCUCUCUGCUCAUCACCCCUCAGACGACCAAAGGUUCACGGACAUGAUCUCCCACGCAGACACCCCCAGCCCAGAGCCAGGCAUGACUGGCCCUCUCCAUCCCAAUCAACAGGGUGAAGGCGGCUUCGCAGGAGGUCCAAGUCCACCCUUCCCCCUCACCAACAACACGAGUUACAACGGCCCCAUGUCUCAUCCUGGUCAAGAGAUGGGGGAGAAUACAGUUUGGUAGGGUUGGGAAUUAUGGACAGAGAGAAGGUUUGGGAUAAGGCUUUGAACUAUGGACACCCUUCCAGCUUAUCCAAACCUCUCUUCCCAUCACCUUAAUUAUACUGAGGGAGGGCUUCUCGGCUGGUCAUGGCUCUCUGACCAGAACAAAACAUGUUCACCCAAUAUUUGGACUUUACAGAGAAGAGACAUUAAGUACAAGUGGCCACCCACUAUCUCAAAUUAGUUUCUACCGUCAAAGGAUAUGUAUCGUCCCCUGACCAAUCACAAUGGUUUGAUUCCAUUGCUAUGGUUUCCAAGUUCGAUAUUAUGAUUGUGCCAUAACCAACAAUAGCUCAAAUGUUCGUCCAAGGGUUUUCUACUGCUGUUGACUUACUGAAUAGUAAAGUUGUCGAACCGCUUCCAAAUAGAAGUACGCUGGAUGGUUGCACUGUUGAUAAAUGCUCUUGAUGCAUUUGAUUCUAAAUGCGUUUGAUGGUUAAGUUUACUUUCACAAGUGAACAAAUACUUAAAGGUACAGUAACUGCAUCUUCAUUGUUGGCUUUUGUUACUUCCUUUUCCAAUAUGCUGAGGCUCAGUUUGUUCAGAUUUAUUGUUUUAGUUUCUUUCUGUCUUACAACUGGUCCGUUUGUAACAUAUUUGGUUAAUUCAUUAAUUGAUGAAGUGGUUCAUUAAACAUUUCG
Triplophysa rosa is the source of this 2508-nucleotide messenger RNA. RefSeq names its product LIM homeobox 5 (gene lhx5). The transcript has 5 exons. Gene Ontology annotation, biological process: regulation of transcription by RNA polymerase II; neuron differentiation. Gene Ontology annotation, molecular function: RNA polymerase II transcription regulatory region sequence-specific DNA binding; DNA-binding transcription factor activity, RNA polymerase II-specific. The record is from RefSeq and is a predicted model, not a curated record. Gene Ontology annotation, cellular component: nucleus. Bases 621 to 1829 code for a protein of 402 amino acids. NCBI's taxonomy places the organism in Eukaryota, Metazoa, Chordata, Actinopteri, Cypriniformes, Nemacheilidae.